CCCCUGCAUCUUCCAAGCGGAUCUCACAUUACUUCCGAGUCCCCUUUAAACGCCUAUUGUCUUGGGUCCACCCAUCCGUGGGGGUGGUUUUCUCCUGCCAAACUUUGCAAACUUUUUUUGUCAGGCUUGUCACCAGUUGUCGGCGCGGAUGGACAACCGGGGAGCACGAAGGCGUGCGAAGCCAUGAAACCUUCGUCGUCGUCCACGACGCGUGUUGUCACGCCGCGGCCUCGGCGCAGAUGAUCUGAAGUGUGUCAGUCACCACUUUAAGUCCUCCAUGUUCCUCAAGUCCUGCGAGCUGCAGACAUGGACUGCGGGCUUCACCUCCACUUCUUCCUCCUCCUCGCGGGGCUUCUUCUCCUGGCCGCGCUGCACGACUGCAGAAGGCUGGGGUCGCCACGACAUUCAGAGAGAUUCCAUCAGGAGCUUCCUCCGUAUGAAGUGGUUCAUCCCACCAGAGUGGAUGUCAAGGGUCACUUCCUGUCCAACUUCCUGUCUCAUCGUUCUCGCCGCGUGCAGCGCCGCGAUGCCUCAGAGGAGUCGCUGGACCAGGAGAGAGUCUUCUACCAGUUCUGGCACGGGGGCCGCAGUUUGCACUUUCACCUCAAUCUCAACCCAAACCUGCUGGCCUCGGGCUUUCUGACCGAGAGGAGAUAUGGCGGUCUCAAAGGGGCAAAGAUCGGGCCCCCUGGGGUCUCCUUGUGUCAUUUCCUGGGUGAGGUGUGGGAUGAGGCUGCCGUCAAGGGAAGCGCAGCAAUAAGUACCUGCGAUGGACUGACAGGACUGUUCAAGUUGUCAGAUGAGGAGUUCUUUAUCCAGCCUUUGGAAAAGUUACAUGAUGAGCCCUCAGCACCACAGGCCCAUGCCAUCUACAAACGCCACACGCCAUCCCUACCUCAGAGUCCGGUUGCCGAGUCCAUCUCAGGGAUACAAUCCGUCAACGCUUCCUGUGGAGUCCAAAAUUCCCACCACAGUCUGGAUAAGGCUGAGAGACAGCGGGAAUCCUGGGAGCAGAACCAGCAGAGGAGGCGGCGGCGGCGGAUCCAUCGACGCUCUGUCAGCAAAGAGAAGUGGGUGGAAACCCUGGUCGUAGCUGACCCUAAAAUGGUGGAAUACCACGGCAGCAAAAGUGUUGAAAGCUACGUUCUUGCCGUUAUGAACAUCGUAGCAGGUCUUUUCCAAGAUGCCAGUAUUGGAAACGCGAUCAACAUCGUUGUAGUUCGACUCAUACUACUGGAGCAGGAUGAGGAUGACUUAAAGAUUUCACACCACGCCGACAAUAGCUUGAGCAGCUUUUGCAAGUGGCAGAAAAAGCUGAACUUGAAGGGAGACGAUCAUUAUCUGCACCACGACGUCGCCGUUCUCCUCACCAGGAAGGACAUCUGUGCAUCCAUCAAUAUGCCUUGCGAAACCCUGGGGUUGUCCCAUGUGGCAGGGAUGUGUCAAUCACAUCGCAGUUGCAGUAUCAGUGAAGACACCGGCCUCCCACUGGCUUUCACUGUGGCACAUGAGCUGGGUCACAAUUUUGGGAUUCAGCAUGAUGGCAAUGGUAAUGACUGUGAACCCAUCGGGAAAAGACCUUUCAUCAUGUCGCCGCAGCUGCUCUACGGCACCUCUCUGCCCAGGUGGUCCCGCUGCAGUCGCCAGUAUAUCACACGCUUCCUAGAUCGUGGCUGGGGUUGGUGCCUUGAUGACGCCCCUGUGAAGGAUACAAUUUCUCAAGGUUUUCUGCUUCCUGGCGCUCUGUACAGUGCCGCUCAUCAAUGCCGGCUUCAGUAUGGCUCUGGAUCCAUGCUCUGCGAUGACAUGGAUAAUGUGUGCAGCACGCUGUGGUGCACUGUGGGAAACACGUGCCACUCCAAGCUGGACGGGGCUGUGGAUGGGACCAGAUGUGGCGAGGAUAAGUGGUGUUUCAGCGGGGAGUGUGUCGCAGCUGGACAUCACCCGGACAGUGUCAAUGGGGGCUGGGGCUCCUGGACUGAGUGGACAGCCUGUUCAAGGUCUUGUGGAGCAGGAAUUGUGAGAGCUCAGCGGGAAUGUGAUGACCCGAUUCCAAAGAACAGGGGGAAGUACUGCCUGGGAGAAAGACAGAGGUAUCGGAUCUGCAACACGUCACCGUGUCAGAACAAUGCACCCUCUUUUCGAGAUAUCCAGUGCAGUCACUUCAACAGCGCACCGUACAAGGGCACAUUCUACAACUGGGUGGCAGUCGUCAGCAAAGUCAGUCCCUGCGAGCUCCACUGCCGUCCAUUAAAUGAACAUUUCUCUGAAAAAAUGCGUGAUGCUGUCAUUGAUGGGACGCCAUGCCUCGAGGGCAACAAAAGCCGAAAUAUGUGCGUCAAUGGCAUCUGUAAGAAUGUCGGAUGUGACUACAUCAUUGAGUCCAGUGCUGUGGAGGAUCGCUGCGGGAUUUGUCAGGGUAAUGGUUCAACCUGUACAACCAUAAGAAAAACGUUUGAGGAGAGUCAAGGACUGGGCUACGUUGACAUUGGACUAAUCCCAGAGGGAUCUUGGGACAUCAGGAUUGAGGAGAUGGCAGAAGCUGGAAAUUUCCUGGCUCUCCGUAGUGACAAUCCCAACAAGUACUAUCUGAACGGUGGCUGGACUAUUCAGUGGAAUGGAGAGUACAAGGCUGCGGGGACCGUAUUCACCUAUGAACGGACAGGACAUCUGGAGAACCUGACUUCACCUGGACCCACCAUGGAGCCACUGUGGAUUCAGCUCCUUUUUCAGGAGACCAAUCCAGGUGUGCGGUACGAGUACACAGUCAGUCGAAAUGUUUCUGAAGACGACAUCUUUGCGUCAGUUUUCUUCUGGAAGUUUGGUUCGUGGACGGAAUGUAGCGUCACCUGUGGAGCAGGUGUUCAGAGACAGAUUGUUCACUGUGUGGAGAGGACCAACGGGAUCGUGGAAGAGUCAUUGUGCGACCCUUUAACCCGACCUGAUGAUAACCAAACUACGUGCAACAAGGAGCUUUGUCCCGCCAUAUGGUGGGUGGGGGAGUGGCACGCAUGCUCAGCAAGCUGUGGGAGCGCUGGCAUGGCUAAAAGGACAGUGCUGUGCAUACAAGCCAUCAGCCUGGAGGAACAGAAAGCCCUACAGCCCGGCGAUUGUGAACAUAUCCCAAAACCCGAGUCAGUAUCAUCCUGCAGCACACACAUCCCAUGCCCGGCAGAUUGGACCACUGGCAGUUGGUCAAAGUGCUCACAAACCUGUGGAAGUGGAGUCCGUCGCCGUAAUGUCACCUGCUCCAGGAACACCGGUGUGGACUGUGACCUGCUCAAGAAACCCAUCUCUCUCAGUACUUGUAACAUCCAAGACUGUCCGCUGGUUGUGGAUAAUUUCGGAGAUAUUGACUGGUCGGGAAGUGGGUGGACAAGCAGAGAAGUGUUCAACGAAAUCCACUCCGUACCUAAACCCCCUGCUAAGCAUGGCCCGUCCAAAGUCCAAUCAAAAAACCCAAAUGACUCGAAUAACCUUUUUGAAGACUUCCAUUACCACAAUAGGAUAGACAGCAAAGAGGAUUCUCUUGAAAAAAGCCUAAAAGUGGAUGACUUUUACUACGACUACAACUUCAUCAACUUUCACGAAGAUCUAUCGGAUGAGAGUGAUGGAACGGUUUCAAAGGACGGUCAGGAAAUGGGUUUUCAACAAGAGGACGAGCCACCCCACAGUGGUAAGGACAGCAGUCCUUUGAUACCUGCAGAGCCACUAAUCAUUGAUCUCAACAACGUGGAGAACAGUGGAAACACUGGAACAAAAGAACCCACUCAAAUACAUUCGGAAAGGUUUGAUGAUUACCUCUUUGAAGAUUAUCUUCUGCCUGUGUCCACAACUCAGUCCCCGCCGUCGUCAACAGAGCAUUCAUCCAUACUUGAAGGGAAAUACCACAAUCUCCAGGGCUUCGAAAAUUUUAGCACUGGAACCCCUCAGGAAGCGACGAGCAGGCAGCCUGCAAAGAGGGAGAAUAUUGGGCAUGACAGGGAAGAGGCUGAAAAUAACCGGGAUUCCAAUGGGGAAGAAAAUCCGACAGAAAAAAUCACUGCGACUCCAACUCAUGCUGUUUCAACCUUUGGACUUCAUGCUGAGAACAGUCACACCGUUACCCAGACAUUGAGCACCCGAGAGGAGGAUGACUUACGAUUGCAGAAAACUUACACCACUACACCAUAUUAUGCUCCGAGUUUUAUGAGUCCCUCCAUGCCAGGGACUGAAAUAAAAAUGACCAAGCAUGGAGUCCAAAGGGAAGAAAAUAGAUUACAAUUACCUAAUAUAGAAAUUACUAACAAAUCAACAGUAUUUCCACCGGCCCUUAUACUGGAAGCGUUGGAUCCCUCUACUCCCAAUACAGAUGUGAUUGCUAUUAAAGAUGAUAGUUCAGGACUGUCUCGCCAUGGCCUCAAUACAACCUCAUUGCUUACCCCUGAGAGUUCAACUCCUUCCCUUCUUUCCCCAGACCUACCAAUGCCAAGUGAUCAAAACGUCCCCGAUGAUACAAUAUUGUCUACUGGAAGAGAAUUUAUACGUCCUACUAUCCAAGAAGAAUACUCUCAGCCUUCGCCGAAUUAUUUUGAUCAAACUACAGCGGAACCGGCGCAAUCCAGUCCUGUACUUGCAGACCCAUUCUUUAUUUUAGAUGACUAUGACUACAACCAAGUAACAAUCCCCCCAGUGGUGAAGUCCGAUGUUGGGACGGGUCCCUCCACUUCACCCGGUCCUCAACCCAUGACCACGCAAGCCGCAUGUGUUUCGCCAAGCCAGAAUCGACAUUUUUGGCCGCUUCCUUUGACAACGCCAAGCCCGGCACAAGUCACAGCCUACUGGGUCACUGGCAACUGGAGCUCGUGCUCCACAAGCUGUGGUCUGGGUGCCAUCUGGAGGACUUUGGCCUGUAGUACUGGAUCCGAGUCCAAUUGUGACCCAGCCAAGAGGCCCACACCUGCCCAACGCUGUUACCUACGACCCUGCUCAAUGUGGAAAAUUGGGGAAUGGACUAAGUGCACCAGGACUUGUGGCGUUGGCGUUAAAUCGCGGGAGGUCCAGUGUUUCGACAUGCGGGAUCAACGGCCUCUGCGACCAUUCCACUGUCAAGCCAUGUCCUCCAGGCCACAAAGCCAAGUUCCCUGUAACCUUCAGCCAUGUGUAGACUGGUACACCUCCUCCUGGGGGCAGUGUUCAGAGGUUUGCGGAGGAGGCGGGCAACAUCGUAUUGUCACCUGCCCGGUGAAGGACCACUGCGACAUAGCUCUUCAGCCCAGCAACACCCGGCGCUGUAAUACUCAACCUUGUGCUCAGUGGCUCAAAGGACCUUGGGAACAGUGUUCAGCUUCAUGUGGCAGUGGAGUACAGCAUCGACCUGUCAAGUGUGUCGACACAAAGACGGAGACGGAAGAAGAAGUCGAUCAAGCGCAGUGUGACCACGAGCCGCAUCCGGAGACCAUGCAGAAGUGUAACUUAAAGGAGUGCCUGAGCGCCCCCUCUGGAGCGUCUUGUCUUCGUGAUCGUCUAACAUCUCGCUUCUGUCAAACUCUGCACUGGUUGGGCCACUGCCAGCUGCCUAACGUGCGAGCGCAGUGCUGCAAAACCUGCAAGCAGCCUCCAGCAUCAGGGCCCGGGAACACGGCUCACCAGUGAACCGAGACCAAGGUAACGUUUCCCCCCCCCGAGAUGGUAUUUGGAUCAUUACCUCUUCAACCAGCUCGCUGAUGGCGGCACAAAGUGGGGAAAAAAAAGACGAACGAGACCAUUCCCAAAUGUUUACGGACUUCAUCAGCUCAACAGACUCUACUUAAAUCCUCUCUUCAGUAAUAGCAGGAAUGUAAAUAAUUAUUUGCACUUUGUAAAUAAGACCGCAAUGGUGUUCUAGAUUUGAGUGUCACUGACAAAAGGCUACAAAAUAUCAACGGUUUCCCAUCAAUUGAGCCUGCAAACUCCAUUAUAUAUUUACACAAGUAGACAAAGCACAUUUAUGGUCAUUCAUAGGUACAAUAGUCUCUUGAAUAUAUACACUAUAUGAGUUAUAUCACUAAGUAGGCACAUAACACCAUUGCCUGUUAUUACCUCAUUGGUAUAACAGGUGGUUUGUUUCUAUGUGCCCUCCCACGAUUAAAGGGGAACAUUAUCACAAUUUUAGAAGGUUUAAAAUCAAUAAAAAUCCGUUUCAGUAGCUUAUUUUAUUUUUCAAAGUUUUUUUCAAAAUUGUACCCAUCAUGGAAUAUCCCGAAAAAAGGCUAUAAAGUGCCUGAUUUUCGCAAUCUGUAAAUCCACCCGUCCAUUUUCCUGUGACGUCACAUAAUGAUGCCAAUACAAACAAACAUGGCGGAUAGCACAGCAAGCUAUAGCGACAUUAGCUCGUAUUCGGACUCGGAUUUCAGCGGCUUAAGCGAUUCAAGAGAUUACGCAUGUAUUGAAACGGAUUGUUGGAGUGUGGAGGCAGAUAGCGAAAACGAAAUUGAAGAAGAAACUGAAGCUAUUCGGCGAUCGCCUUCUAACCAACGUUUGCAUAUUUUGACCAGACCUCUGGAGCAACUUAAAUCCGUCGAUUGGUAAGCGUUUGUUUGGCAUUAAAUGUGGGUGGAGGGAAAGGCUGGAUGCAAAUAUAGCUACAAAUGUACAUACAGCUAGCCUAAAUAGCAUGUUAGCAUCGAUUAGCUGGCAGUCAUGCCGCGACCAAAUAUGUCUGAUUAGCACAUAAGUCAAUAACAUCAACAAAACUCACCUUUGUGAUUUCGUUGAUUUUAUCGUUGGAAAUGCAUCUGGGCGGCAUAGCUCGGUUGGUAGAGUGGCCGUGCCAGCAACUUGAGGGUUGCAGGUUCGAUUCCCGCCUCCACCAUCCUAGUCACUGCCGUUGUGUCCUUGGGCAAGACACUUUACCCACCUGCUCCCAGUGCCACCCACACUGGUUUAAAUGUAACUUAGAUAUUGGGUUUCACUAUGUAAAGCGUUUUGAGUCACUUGAGAAAAGCGCUAUAUAAAUAUAAUUCACUUCACUUCACUUCACAGCUUUGAGUGUCGCAGGAUAUCCACACAUCUCUGUGCCAUGUCUGUCGUAGCAUCGCCGGUAAAAUGUGCAGACCAAACGGGGGACUUUCGCAAUUUUUCACACUAGUGCAACUGAAAUCUGUCGAUUGGUAAGUGUUUGUUUGGGAUUAAAUGUGGGUGGAGGGAAAGCUGGAUGCAAAUAUAGCUACAAAUGUACAUACAGCUAGCCUAAAUAGCAUGUUAGCAUCGAUUAGCUGGCAGUCAUGCCGCGACCAAAUAUGUCUGAUUAGCACAUAAGUCAAUAACAUCAACAAAACUCACCUUCGUGAUUUUGUUGAUUUUAUCGUUGGAAAUGCAUCUGGGCGGCAUAGCUCGGUUGGUAGAGUGGCCGUGCCAGCAACUUGAGGGUUGCAGGUUCGAUUCCCGCCUCCACCAUCCUAGUCACUGCCGUUGUGUCCUUGGGCAAGACACUUUACCCACCUGCUCCCAGUGCCACCCACACUGGUUUAAAUGUAACUUAGAUAUUGGGUUUCACUAUGUAAAGCGCUUUGAGUCACUUGAGAAAAGCGCUAUAUAAAUAUAAUUCACUUCACUUCACUGCUUUGAGUGUCGCAGGAUAUCCACACAUCUCUGUGCCAUGUCUGUCGUAGCAUCGCCGGUAAAAUGUGCAGACCAAACGAGGGACUUUCGCAUCUUUUGUCACUGGUGCAACUUAAAUCCGUCGAUUGGUAAGUGUUUGUUUGGCAUUAAAUGUGGGAGGAGGGAAAGGCUGGAAUCAAAUAUAGCUACAAAUGUACAUACAGCUAGCCUAAAUAGCAUGUUAGCAUCGAUUAGCUGGCAGUCAUGCCGCGACCAAAUAUGUCUGAUUAGCACACAAGUCAAUAAAAUCUACAAAACUCA
Nerophis ophidion (straightnose pipefish) is the source of this 7881-nucleotide messenger RNA. Its product is annotated as A disintegrin and metalloproteinase with thrombospondin motifs 7. Gene Ontology annotation, biological process: proteolysis; extracellular matrix organization. Lineage: Eukaryota; Metazoa; Chordata; Actinopteri; Syngnathiformes; Syngnathidae. Gene Ontology annotation, molecular function: metalloendopeptidase activity. The record is from RefSeq and is a predicted model, not a curated record. Gene Ontology annotation, cellular component: extracellular matrix. The transcript has 24 exons. The coding region runs from base 307 to 5634 and encodes 1775 amino acids.